This is a messenger RNA of Eublepharis macularius, 2456 nucleotides long. It is a transcript of the gene ZBTB6, whose product is annotated as zinc finger and BTB domain containing 6. The coding region runs from base 104 to 1387 and encodes 427 amino acids. NCBI's taxonomy places the organism in Eukaryota, Metazoa, Chordata, Lepidosauria, Squamata, Eublepharidae. Gene Ontology annotation, molecular function: RNA polymerase II cis-regulatory region sequence-specific DNA binding; protein binding; DNA-binding transcription factor activity, RNA polymerase II-specific. The transcript has 2 exons. Gene Ontology annotation, biological process: regulation of transcription by RNA polymerase II. The record is from RefSeq and is a predicted model, not a curated record.
AGGAGCUCCGGAAGUUUAUUGCAAGGGGUGAACAGCUGUUCCUGUGGCUGGCUAGAAGUAGGGCAGGGCUGGAUCCCACCAUCUGCAGCAACAGGGUCAAGCCAUGGCUGCAGAUUCAGACGUGCUUCAUUUCCAGUUUGAGCAGCAAGGAGAUGCUGUGCUGCAGAAGAUGAAUCUCCUGCGGCAACAAAACCUCUUUUGCGAUGUAUCUAUCUACAUCAACGACACUGAGUUCCAGGGGCACAAGGUGAUUUUUGCUGCUUGUUCCACCUUCAUGAGGGACCAGUUUCUGCUCAGCCAGUCCCAGCAGGUGCGCAUCACCAUCUUGCAGAGUGCUGAGGUGGGGAGAAAGUUGCUGCUUUCAUGCUACACGGGUGCUCUGGAGGUGAAAAAGAAGGAGCUUUUGAAAUAUCUCACAGCUGCAAGUUACUUGCAGAUGGUGCAUAUUGUGGAGAAAUGCACCGAGGCAUUAUCACGGUAUCUUGAAAUUGAUGCCCCUGUGGAGGGCAAUGGCAGGAGCCCUGAAAAAUGCCACUCUUCUGACAUGGAGCUGGGGGACAAAGACGCCUGUCUGGAUAAAGACUGUGAAAUCAUUGAGAUUUCAGAAGACAGUUCUGUGAAUUUAGAGGAUCACAUAAAGCAGGAAAAAGGGGAUGUUCGGCAGCCACCCUUGCAAAAUUUAGUAUCAGAAAGGAAGGAUGUAAAAAGCCCUGAGAUAUCGACUGUUGAGAUAGGAUACAAAGACAAUGAAAUCUGCAUUUUCCGUAUGGAUUCCAUCAGUGCACCUAGCGCAGAAGACGAACAGUAUUCACAACCAUCUACCUCCUCUAAUACAAACUUGUAUUUUCCCGAAACUCAACACUCCUUGAUCAACUCAACUGUUGAGAGCAGAAUUUCAGAGGUGCCCGGGGGUCAGUUCCCAGGCUUCCGGGGUGACAACCCAGAAAGAGCUGUGAAUGCCGUGGGCGCGUUCCAAAAUCCAGAGGACUCUGGCUAUUCAUGGCGGCACCAGUGUCCAAAAUGCCCCCGGGGCUUCCUCCACCUCGAGAACUAUCUCCGCCACUUGAAGAUGCACAAACUGUUCUUGUGUUUGCAGUGUGGGAAGACCUUCACACAAAAGAAGAACCUGAACCGGCACAUCCGAGGGCACAUGGGGAUCCGCCCAUUCCAGUGCAUGGUGUGCCUGAAGACAUUUACAGCCAAAAGCACACUCCAGGACCACUUGAACAUUCAUAGUGGAGACAGGCCUUACAAGUGCCACUGCUGUGACAUGGACUUCAAGCACAAAUCCGCCCUCAAGAAGCACCUGACAUCUGUGCAUGGGAGGGGCAAUGUGGACAAAGCAGCCUUUGACUCUAUUACUGAAGUCAGAAUAGACUACGAUUAAUGCGUGUGUAGGUAAGGCCAGGCUCCCUGUAAAAUACUGAGAGCAGCCUCACCCUCAGCCUCCAGUAUGACACGUGGGCAGGUAGUUUUCAUCCCAGUAUUUCCAUGGAUGUUAAUUUCAGGCUUGCAAAUAGACAUGGGCCUGGUCAACUGAGUUUAUUCCCUUUUAGACCACAGAUUAUUUUUAUAGCUGUAUGUGUGGGCAGACAGGCUAGUAAUUGUUUUUGUGGGCUUUUUUGUACAGCUCCUGCUUUUGCUUUGUGUUAGGUGUUAACACUAUUCUUAUUAUUGUUACUAUACAUUGGCAAGACUAACUCAGGCUUUGGUCCUUUAAGAAGGAUGACUUAGCAGAACCCAGGCUUCCAAACAGGCAAGUCUGAAUUCAGUCCUGCUCAGAAAAAAAAAAUUGGGACAGUCUUCUGAGUUCUCUUUUUCUGCUAUCCUGAGGACUAUUGAUGAGUUAGUUAUGACGUUCACUAGUGAAAAGCAAACUGCAGGUUGGCAAGAAAAUGGAUUGAGAUCUUUUAAAAUUGUACAUGAAGUACGACCAUAAUGCUCUCGCUGUCUCUUUCAAGAGAAGAGUAACUUCCUGUUUGUCUCUUAGCUGAACUUUCCAGUUUUCUUGAGGAAUGCUGGCAGCACUUCAGAAAACCAAAAAAAAGACCUACAACUCUUACUUCUGACUGCUUGCUUAACAAGAUUGACUCAGUUAAAAUUAACUAGCUAUUUGAAGUUUUACAGGGAAUUCGUGAGUGUAGCUACAUUCUGUAAGCCGACAGGUUCCCAACUUGCUUUACAGCAAACUUGCUUUUCCAAUUUGAAUACUGUCAAAAAAAAAGCAGUGAAGAGAAACCCUGAGAUCUGGGGCUCUGUUGUCAAGGCAACCGAGCUGUUUCUGCUGUUCAUACUUCUUUGCCAGCAAACUAUUAUUGCUACUGCUUUGUUCAUCCCAUAUGUAUGUGUUCCAAGAAAAGGAAGAAGAGACUUUAAAAGAAAACAUACAGGCCAUUACUUGGUACUUUCAACUUCACUCAGCUGGGCAUAAUGUCAUGACCAGAGACCACUUGAAA